Molecule: messenger RNA, 1998 nt
Organism: Alternaria viburni
Lineage: Eukaryota; Fungi; Ascomycota; Dothideomycetes; Pleosporales; Pleosporaceae
Exons: 1
Coding region: 1-1998 (665 amino acids)
Source: RefSeq, a predicted model, not a curated record
AUGUCUUCGAACCAGCCAUCGCAAGCUUCUACUGCCCCUGCAGCUAUCCCAUCUGAUACUAGUCUCGAAGCUAUCAUUGGUGGCAUUGGCUACAGUCUUCCCUUCUCGGAUGAAGACUCGAUCGAAGUAAUGCUGCUUGAUGGCUCCGUUGCACAGCUCUUUGCCAGCAAGAUCAUCGUCGGAGAUCAGACUGUGACCUUACCCUCGGACUUGAGCAGCGAGACCACGCUCCCCGGGGGUAUCAGCGCCAAGCCUGCCGAAGCUACAACACCUGAUGAGGACGACGAUGACAAUGACGGCGGUGGUGGUGGGGUCGGUGGCCUUUUCGGUGCUCUUGGAGGCAUUGCAAAAGGUGCGACAUCCGCGCUCGGCGGGGCUAUCGGCGGUGUGGAUGCCGUCACGUCAGGUGCCCUGGCAUUUGCUGGAGGGACAGCUGGUGCUAUCUCCGGUCCACUUACAGGAGCCAUUGGUGACACGGGCAAGUUUGUUUCCUCCUUGAACGGUAUACAGAAGUCGAUCCCCGGAGACGAGCUCACGAAAGGUGCUUUCGACACAUUCACCCGUGCCCAUCAACUCGCUCGUCAGUCUUUGAACUGGAUGAAGUCGACGCAGAACUUAGCUCAGAACUUUGACGACUUAUCAUCCGACGUCCAAUCCAAAGUCAUGUCAGGCGCGGGCGAGUUCGUAAAGGCUGGUGGUACUUUAGCUCAGUGCAAAACUGCAAUGGAGGCCUUCCAGGACUUUCCUUGGGAAGACGCCGAAGUACCGAGUCAGACAGCUCAACCUAGUGGGACAGACAAGCCUACCGAAACAGCCUCGACGCAGAGUACCAAGGGAACUCCCACCGCGCAGACUACUUCUAAGCAGUCGACCACGGAUAUGACUUCCACGACACAGAGCGCGAGCUCCACUGUUACUUCGAGCCAGACAUCGUCAUCUAGUAGUGAGACACCGACACCCACAGCCGAUCUCAAACGAGAGUACAUGAUUUCUUCCAAAUAUGGCACGCCUUGGACAAGUUUCAAAACCCUCAUUGACAACCUAGACGGAGGUGAGGGAUUCUUGGCCAGAUUCGACAGUAUUGAAAGUUACAUGUACGUCACCAUGCUCAACAGUAAGCAAGCAGCAGAGAUAGCCGAUUCGCAUGACUGGAUUUUCUGGAUCGGUCUCAACGCAGGCGGAGCGCUGGAAGAAGAGCUAGAGGACUUCGCAGAGGAAAGACGAGACUCCAGUGUUGACCCUGUACAGUGGUACCAUAUCGCUAGCGAGCACGACACGCCAUGGGAGAAGUUUAAAGCCUUGAUCGACACACUUGACGGGGUCGAGAACUCACUGGUUAGAUGGGACUAUAUCGGAAGUUAUAUGUACGUUGCGAAAAUGACAGCCACGCAAGCGAAAGAGAUUUCUGAAUCCCAUGACUUCAUCAAAUGGAUUGGUAUCAACGAUGGCGGAGUGCCGGGAGAAGAGCUAGAGAAUGUUGCAGAGCAAAGACGAGCUGUCAGUGUAGCGCAGGCUGGACAAAGGUCGCUAUCAGAAACGCCAAAGCCGCCCAGAAUACCUGCAUCGACGAUCGUGCAUCCCGAAACCACAUCUGGAGAUGACCACCAUAUUCCGCCGAAUGACAUGGUUUCGUCGAGAAUGACUGAACAUCGUGGGAAUGAACUACCCGCAAGUAUCGAACUCAGCGAGAGCUCUACUAGCACUUCGAAUCGAACUUUGUCAUCCAGUAGUGAGACGCCGAUCGCGACUGCAACAACCGAGCAAGAGUAUGCGAUACACAGCAAGAAUGAUACCCCUCCCGAUGUCUUCAAGAGUUUCAUCGACGAGCUAGACGGAGGGAAAGGAUAUCUAUAUAUCUGGGAGGCUCUUGGUGGGCAGCUGUACAUAACUUUGCUCAACGCUGCACAAGCAAAGGAGCUGCCCGAGAAUCACGACUUCAUCGAGUAUGUCUUUCGAAACACGAUUGCGGAGGCUUUCGAGGGUGACGAAGCAUCUUAA